Molecule: messenger RNA, 867 nt
Organism: Nematolebias whitei (Rio pearlfish)
Lineage: Eukaryota; Metazoa; Chordata; Actinopteri; Cyprinodontiformes; Rivulidae
Gene: fbp2
Product: fructose-1,6-bisphosphatase 2
Biological process (GO): gluconeogenesis; fructose 6-phosphate metabolic process; fructose 1,6-bisphosphate metabolic process
Cellular component (GO): cytoplasm; cytosol
Molecular function (GO): fructose 1,6-bisphosphate 1-phosphatase activity
Source: RefSeq, a predicted model, not a curated record
AGUCCUGCUGCCCUACAGGAAGGAGAACCAGAACCCAGCAUGUCGGACCAGUCUGCAUUUGAAACAGAUGUUUGGACCCUGACCCGGUUCAUCAUUGAGACGGGCCGUCAGGCUAAGGGAGCCACCGGAGAGCUGACCCAGCUCAUCACCGCCAUGCUGACCGCCAUCAAGGCCAUCUCCUCUGCUGUGAGGAAGGCGGGCCUGGCCCACCUACAGGGCAUGGCGGGCUCUGUGAACGUGACGGGGGAUGAUGUGAAGAAAUUGGACGUCCUGUCCAAUGCCCUGGUGAUCAACAUGCUGCAGGCGUCCUACAGCACCUGCUGCAUGGUGUCUGAGGAGAACAAGGAGCUCAUCGUCACGCCCAAAGACAAGAGGGGGAAGUACGUGGUGUGUUUUGACCCUCUGGACGGAUCCAGUAACAUCGACUGCUUGGCUUCUAUCGGCACCAUAUUCGCCAUCUACAAACGGGUGUCAGAGGAGGAGCCAACGGAGCAGGACGCCCUGCAGCCUGGGAACAGAAUGGUGUGUGCCGGCUAUGCCCUGUAUGGCAGCGCCACCCUGGUGGCCCUCAGCACCGGAGCCGGACUCAACUUUUUCAUGCUGGACCCGGCCAUCGGUGAGUUCAUCCUGACUGAGAAGAACGUGAAGAUUAAACCGAAGGGAAAGAUCUACAGCCUGAACGAGGGCUACGCCAAAUACUUCCACCCCUCCAUCAACGAGUACCUCAAGCACAAGAAGUACCCCCAGGACGGUGGCUCCCCGUACGGAGCUCGGUACGUGGGCUCCAUGGUCUCUGACGUCCAUCGAACCAUCGCCUACGGAGGCAUCUUCAUGUAUCCCGCCAACGAGAAGAGCCCGAAGGGGAAG